Messenger RNA from Erinaceus europaeus (western European hedgehog), 1754 nucleotides. RefSeq names its product AU RNA binding methylglutaconyl-CoA hydratase (gene AUH). Gene Ontology annotation, cellular component: mitochondrion. The record is from RefSeq and is a predicted model, not a curated record. Lineage: Eukaryota; Metazoa; Chordata; Mammalia; Eulipotyphla; Erinaceidae. Bases 167 to 1177 code for a protein of 336 amino acids. The transcript is spliced from 10 exons. Gene Ontology annotation, molecular function: enoyl-CoA hydratase activity. Gene Ontology annotation, biological process: fatty acid beta-oxidation.
UGGAGGCUGGAGAGCGCAGUCCCAGGGUGUGGGCGGGGCGAGGCUGCAAGGCGGGGCGGGGCCAACCAGAUGAGGGGGCGGGGCCAACCCGGGGCGGCCUGCGCUCUGCGGCGAGUGUGCGGCGGGGGCGGAGCUGCUAACGCGGGCCACGCCGUAAACAGACAACAUGGCGGUGGCGCCAGGGGCUCUGGGCGCCCUGCAGGUUUGCCGUGUGCGAUCGGUGACAACUGGCUGUGCACGUUUGGGCUCGGGCUGGAGGCUGCCCGAUUCCUUGAAGGGCUCGCGUGUCGGCCCGGCGAUCGGGGCCUGGGGCUGGGCGUGCGUGGCAGGUGGGGCUCUCUCCCGAAGGGGCUACAGUAGCUCGGAGGUGAAGACAGAGGACGAGCUGCGGGUGCGGUACCUGGAGGAGGAGAACCGAGGUAUUGUGGUGCUUGGAAUAAACAGAGCUCAUGCAAAAAAUUCUAUCAGUAAAAAUCUUAUAAAAAUGCUAUCAAAAACUGUGGAUGGUUUAAAAUCUGAUAAGAAAGUUCGGACCAUAAUAGUCAGAAGUGAAGUCCCAGGGAUUUUCUGUGCUGGUGCUGACCUUAAGGAAAGAGUCAAAAUGCAUUCCAGUGAAGUUGGUCCUUUUGUCUCCAAAAUAAGAGCAGUGAUUAAUGAAAUUGCUAAUCUUCCAAUGCCAACCAUUGCAGCAAUAGAUGGGCUGGCUUUAGGUGGUGGUCUUGAGCUGGCUCUAGCAUGUGACAUAAGAGUAGCAGCUUCUUCUGCAAAAAUGGGCCUGGUUGAAACAAAGUUGGCAAUUAUUCCUGGUGGAGGAGGGACGCAGCGUCUUCCCCGUGCCAUCGGGAUGUCUCUGGCCAAAGAACUCAUCUUCUCGGCACGUGUACUUGACGGCCAUGAGGCCAAGGCAGUGGGUUUAAUCAGCCACGUUCUAGAACAGAAUCAGGAGGGAGAUGCUGCCUACAAAAAGGCUUUGGACCUAGCCAGGGAGUUUUUACCUCAGGGACCUGUUGCAGUGAGAGUGGCAAAAUUAGCAAUUAAUCAAGGGAUGGAGGUCGACUUAAUAACAGGAUUAGCCAUAGAAGAAGCUUGUUAUGCUCAGACUAUUCCAACAAAAGACAGACUUGAAGGUCUUCUGGCUUUUAAAGAGAAAAGGUCCCCUCGAUAUAAAGGAGAAUAAAGAAGAAGGAAGAGGAGGAGAAAUCGUCUUUGAAAUACCAGUGUCAUAAGUGUACUUCUGGAGUUCUUGUUUUUGUCUUUGUUUUUCAGAUCUGGUGGAUGCCUUAGCACAUGGAACCCUAACAACCAAAGUAAAGAGCUGAGUAUUUGUAUAGUGUACUAAGCCUCUGGAAUUGGACCUAUGUGUAUCCUCUAUUCAUAAAUGUAUCCUGUCAUAUUCAUUCUGAUUUAUAAUGCUAGAAUAGCAAUAUAUACUGUAAAAAAUACAGAGCUAAAAGUAGGUGUACAUUUAUAAAUAUUUCCUGCAUAUGAGGCUUUCUGUUCUUAAUUUUGUAAUGUGAAUAAUUUAUAUAUUGCACACUCUAGGAAAUAAUAUUGAUUGUGUAUCUACUGUGCUGCAAUACGAAAAAAUAAAAUGAUUUCUAUAUACCAAAAAUGUGAAGAUAAACCAACUAAUGUCUUUCUGAGGUAUUAUGAAUAUGUGCAUAGAAUAUAUACAUACAUACAUCUCCUUCUAAAGGAGGGCAUCAGUACUCUUAAGUGAAAAUUACCAAAUUAAUAAAAUUCAUUAAUGGAAA